AUGGCGAGCCCCCUGACACCAUCGCACGUUGUUAUUGCCUAUGACGCCACCAAGGACCGCGGCAUGCAUGAGCUUACGCUCGCAAUUGACAGUCUCCUGAAAAGGGGUGACGUUUUACAUUCAGGGGAUACCAUCAUUGUGCUUGGAGUUUUGCAUAGGGUUGUCCACCCGAUGGGAUAUCACACAAAACCAUGCGUGGAUUUUUUGGAAAACAGCAUUCGUGCAGUAGAGGAAGAAGUUACAAAGAAAGUUGACAUGUAUGUUAACAUGCUUCUUCAAAGUGCGGGAAAGUGUGAAGAUCAAGGGGUCAGCAUUGAAGUCAAAGUUACUGCUGGUUUUCCCGUUAAGCAGGUUAUUUUGCAAGAGAUUAUGGCCUGCAAUGCAGCUUGGGUUGUACUUGAUAGAGCUUAUCACAGGCAACUUAGACGGGAUUUGACGUUCUACCUUAAGCAGAUACCGUGCAAGGUUGCAAUAAUUCAAGAUAACUUGGCUGUGGAAGUUGUGAGACCUCAUAUAACAGAUGAAACUGAAACUAUAGAACACAAAUUGUUUUUUUCUUUGUCCAAGCCCGUUCCUCUAUCCAACUAUCAAGGUAACGGAAACAAUGAACCACUCAUCACUUGCAGAAGCGACCCUGUAUCCAUUGAUUCACCAGAAAGCUCUGAGAUUCUGAAAAAUCACUUUGUGACUUCACCUACAUUUAAGUUACGAGACUACAGUACUUUAUUGAAUCUAGGGUCUUCCUGUAAGCAAGAAAAUUCAGGUGUUCAAACCAAAGCAGACAAUAAACCAUCCACUGUUCCUCAAAAAAUCCAGAAGCAAAAUAACGCCUUCCAAGAAAGAUGCUCAGAUGCCCCAAUUCUGUGUUCCAGAUGCGGAACAAGGACUGAAAUGUAUGUCAAAGAUUCCAUGACAUUCAGCUACUCAGAGAUACUGCUUGCAACAAAUGAUUUUUCCAAGGAAAACUUAUUAGGAGAAGGUGGAUAUGGUCGUGUGUAUAAAGGUGAGCUUAAGGAUGGACAGCAGAUUGCAGCAAAAGUGCGAAAAGAAGCCAGUACACAAGGAUUUAAGGAAUUUCACUCUGAGGUUUAUGUCUUGAGUUUUGCACGCCAUAAGAACAUUGUCAUGCUGUUGGGUUAUUGUUGCAAGGAGAACCUAAAUAUCUUGGUUUAUGAAUAUAUUUGCCACAAUUCUCUUGAAUGGCACUUAUUUGAUGAAAAAGCAGCAGUUCUUGAGUGGCACCAAAGACAUUCUAUUGCCAUUGGAACUGCAAAAGGAUUGCGUUUUCUACAUGAAGAAUGUCGUGGAGGUCCUAUAAUUCAUCGAGACACGCGUCCAAGCAAUAUCCUGCUAACACAUGAUUACGUUCCUAUGUUAGGUGAUUUUGGCUUAGCCAAAUGGAAGACAACGGGUGAUGACACUGACCCGACAAGGAUAAUUGGCACACUAGGCUACCUUGCUCCAGAGUAUGCAGAGAACGGUAUUGUUUCUGUACGGACAGAUGUAUAUGCCUUUGGUAUGGUUCUGUUACAACUAAUAACCGGCCGCAAGAUUAUUGAUUCAAAUGGAGAAGGGCAAGUUCAAUCCCUACGGGAGUGGGCAGAACCAAUAAUCCAGAGGCUAGCACUACAUGAACUCAUUGAUCGUCGUUUAGGAGAUUUGUAUGAGACAUAUGGAGUGUACCUUAUGGCUAAAGCCGCAUACUUAUGCAUACAAAGAAGUCCUGAAAUGCGUCCAUCAAUGGGAGAGGUUGUCCGUGUUCUUGAAGGUGAAAGUGACAAUUUCCACCACAUAGGAGUGCACUUUGUACCUCAACAGCAUACAAAGUGAAGGAUCCAACGGCGCAGUUUAGUUUCAUUUUUGCAGAUGUUCGCCCUACCUUCUGAAGGGGAAAGUGCCCAUUUCUACAUUCCAGGAUAGCAAUUCUACCUCGAUGAAGACAAUGGCACACUUUAUACUUUCGUUUGACGGCUGAAGGUUUUUUUUUUUUUUCCUGUUUUCCUUGAAGAUGGUUGUAGCUUCUCACGUAGUUCGCCAUUUUCCUUCAACCGGCCAAGGGGAUUGGUUUUUCAUGGUUUCCAACAAGGGAGACAUUGUUUGUAAGGCUUUGAAAACUUGAACAUGUCGUGGAGUUUGGCUUUGUCUUUUGAUGCCUUCUCUAAGAAUAAGAUCUUUUCAUCUAAAUGAUCGAUCAUGAGUUUACUCUCCGCUAGUUUUGUAAAAACAACUCCAUAUACUCUAGGGAUUUAUGGCAUGUAAUCUAAAUUAUUAUUUCCAAGGCUUUGUGGUUGUUGCAUUAAGUUAGAGUAAUCACAAAAUGAAUUGCACCCUCAUUUGCAGGAAGUUUUAGUUCUUAAAUGAAAUUCAAGCGAUCAAGUGAUAUGUAAUUCGCAUUAUAAAAUAGUAAUU
Molecule: messenger RNA, 2409 nt
Organism: Pyrus x bretschneideri (Chinese white pear)
Lineage: Eukaryota; Viridiplantae; Streptophyta; Magnoliopsida; Rosales; Rosaceae
Product: probable serine/threonine-protein kinase PBL8
Exons: 11
Coding region: 1-1830 (609 amino acids)
Biological process (GO): protein phosphorylation
Molecular function (GO): protein kinase activity; ATP binding
Source: RefSeq, a predicted model, not a curated record